GAGAUCGUGUGUCAAAAUACGAUUUGAUAGUAAUAUAUACGGGAAAUAGGCCCCAUCUCUUCUCUUGUGUAGAAUCAAAUAUACAUUUGUUUGGAUUUCCAUAAAAAUAAAAUAAAAAAUAAAAAAGGAGUUGUGCUGUAAAUUGCAGCCCUUCCCUUUCCUUUCCUUUCGUUUCCUCAUCUCUCAUCUUAGCUGAAAAAAGACAUCGAUUGAUGAAUGGCAGCGGCGGAGCCCUUACUCAUACCCGCUCCAUCUCCACAACUCCGUGAUUUCGUCAUCAAUCUCGCUUCUCCCCUUUCCCAAUCCCAAUCCUUGGACUCUACUAACCCUAGCUUUUACCAACAACACGAUUACUGUAGCGGCGACGAUGACGGAGCGGACCCUGCACCGCCGCCGUCCUCCUGUGGCCGCAAGAAGAUGCAACGCAGUAAAACCGCCCCCGCGAUGGCCGUGAUGAAGGAUUACCGCUCUCACCCCGCCGACGACUCCAAUUUCCAAUCCGAUUCCCCUUCCCUAGUCCGCCAAGCCGCAAUUUUGCUUCUCCUCUACCUCUUCCUGGGCAUCGUCAUCUACUCCUUCAACCGCGACCAUUUCUCCGGCGUGGAGACGCACCCCGUCGUCGACGCGCUCUACUUCUCCAUCGUCACUAUGUGCACAAUCGGCUACGGCGACAUCGCCCCCACCACCUCCAUCGCGAAGGUGUUUGCCUGCGUAUUCGUGCUGGUUGGAUUCGGAUUCAUCGACAUUCUUCUCAGCGGAGUCGUGAAUUACGUGUUGGACUUGCAGGAGAACAUCAUCCUGGCCGGAAUCAAGUCGCCGGCGCAGGGGUUCUCGGCGAGGAAUUACAUAGUGGAUGUGGCCAAGGGGCGGAUGCGGAUUCGAUUGAAGGUCGGUUUGGCCCUGGGCGUGGUGGUGCUGUGCAUCGGAAUCGGGAUUCUAUUCCUGCAUCUGGUGGAGCGGCUGGAUUGGGUGGAUUCCGUUUACCUAUCGGUGAUGUCGGUGACGACGGUGGGGUACGGGGACAAGGCGUUCAAGACGAUAACGGGGAGACUAUUCGCGUCGGUGUGGCUGCUGCUCUCGACGCUGGCGGUGGCGCGUGCGUUUCUGUAUCUGGCGGAGGCGAGGGUGGACAAGAGGCACCGGAAGAUUGCGAAUUGGGCUCUGCAUCGAGAAAUCACGGUGGAGGACUUGUUCGCUGCUGACAUCAACAAUAAUGGUUUCAUUAGUAAAUCGGAAUAUGUGAUCUACAAACUCAAAGAGAUGGGGAAGAUUAAGGAGAAGGAUAUAAUGCAGAUAUGCGAUCAGUUCAACAAGCUCGACCGCAAUAACUCCGGCAAGAUUACGCUUCCUCAUCUGCUCCAGAAUCCUUUAUAGCAUUUUCCAAUUAAUUAAACAAACUGCACUUGUUUCACACAUCUAGCUAGGAAUAGGAUCAUCACAUCAAUUCAGUCUCUAUACAAUUCGUUUAUACACAACACAUGCAAGUCUUGAGUUUCUCUUUUCUCACUUGCUAAUAUUGUUUGCCGCUGAUAAUUCAUAACAGCAUCAGCAUACGUGGUGUUUGGUUAAGUUUGAAGUUCAAGAAAGAAACGGACAUUUGUAAAAUGAUUGUUGUUUAUAAGAUUAUGAAAUAAUAAGAUGUGGUUAAGUUAUAA
Salvia miltiorrhiza (redroot sage) is the source of this 1655-nucleotide messenger RNA. Its product is annotated as two-pore potassium channel 5. The record is from RefSeq and is a predicted model, not a curated record. Gene Ontology annotation, cellular component: plant-type vacuole membrane. Gene Ontology annotation, molecular function: calcium ion binding; potassium ion leak channel activity. The transcript has 2 exons. NCBI's taxonomy places the organism in Eukaryota, Viridiplantae, Streptophyta, Magnoliopsida, Lamiales, Lamiaceae. Gene Ontology annotation, biological process: potassium ion transmembrane transport; stabilization of membrane potential. Bases 217 to 1374 code for a protein of 385 amino acids.